GCCACCCCUCUGCUCUUCUCCAGCUGCCUGCCAGCACAUUUCCUUGGCUGCGAGUGCACACGUGUUCCCAGAGCUCACAGGUCACUGUGAAGGCCUCAGGGCUCAGGGCUCUGGGCACAGGGCUGGGCUCCGCAGCUAGUAAGGACCAAGCAUGGCGGGGAAGGGAACGCUGCUGCUAGCCUGCCUCCUCCUGCCUGGGUUCCUGCUCUCAGAGGCCGCCAAAAUCCUGACCACAUCCUCACUGGGUGGAAGCCAUUAUCUGCUGAUGGACCAGGUAUCUCAGAUUCUUCAAGAUCAUGGUCAUAAUGUCACCAUGCUUCUUUAUGGAGAAGAAUUUUUUAUCCCAGAAAAGAAUGAAAUUUCAUACGAAGUUCUAAGUUGGCUUCCACCUGAAGAUCAUAGAAAGGAAUUUAAGAAAUGUUUUGAUUUCUUUGUGACAGAAGCUCUGCAUGGCAGAGAAACAUUUGACAACUUUGUAAAGUUAAUGGGACAACUGGGGAUUCGAUGCAGUGAUUUGCUAAGGAGAGGAGAUAUCAUGGAUUUCUUUAAAAAUGAGAACUUUGAUCUGGUAUUUGUUGAAGCAUUUGACUUCUGUUUUUUCCUGAUUGCUGAGAAGCUUGGGAAGCCAUUUGUGUCAAUUCUUCCCACCCAGUUCGGCAAUGUGGACUUUGGGCUACCAAUCCCUGUGUCUUAUAUUCCAGUAUUCCGUUCCUGGCUAACCAACCCCAUGGAUUUCUGGGGCAGAGUGAAGAAUUUUCUGAUGCUCUUUGAUUUCUCCAUGAAGAAAUGGCAAAUCCAAUCUACGUUUGACAACACCAUUAAGGAACAUUUUCCAGAAGGCUCUAGGCCAGUUUUGUCUCAUCUUCUAAAGAAAGCAGAGCUGUGGUUUGUUAACUCUGACUUUGCCCUUGAAUUUGCUCGGCCCUUGCUUCCCAACACUGUGUAUGUUGGAGGCUUAAUGGUCAGACCUGUUAAACCAGUGCCACAAGAAUUUGAGAAUUUCAUUGCCAAGUUUGGAGACUCUGGUUUUGUCCUUGUGGCCCUGGGCUCCAUGGUGAAUCUCUAUCAGUCCCGGGAAGUCCUCAGGGAGAUGAACGGUGCCUUUGCUCAUCUGUCUCAAGGGGUGAUAUGGAAGUACAAUCCUUCUCACUGGCCCAAAGAUGUCAAAUUGGCAGCAAAUGUGAAGAUUGUGGACUGGCUUCCCCAGAAUGACCUCUUGGCUCACCCACACAUCCGUCUUUUUGUCACCCAUGGUGGGAUGAAUAGCAUAAUGGAGGCCAUCCAACAUGGUGUGCCCAUGAUAGGGAUUCCUGUCUUUGGAGAACAGGCCGAAAACCUGAUCCGAGUAGAAGCCAAAAAGUUUGGUGUCUCUAUCCAGUUAAAGCAGGUCAAGGCAGAGACAUUGGCUCUGAAGAUGAAGCAAGUCAUAGAAGACAAGAGGUACAAGUCAGCAGCCGUGGCUGCCAGCAUCAUCAGGCGCUCUCACCCCCUGACCCCUGCCCAGAGGCUUGUGGGCUGGAUCGACCACAUCCUCCAGACAGGGGGUGCAGCACACCUCAAGCCCUAUGCCUUGCAGCAGCCAUGGCAUGAACAGUACCUGCUGGACGUCAUCUUGUUCCUGCUGGUGGUCACCCUGGGCACCCUGUGGCUCUGUGGGAAGCUGCUGGGCAUGGUGGCCAGGUGGUUGUGUGGGGCCAGGAAGCAGAAGAAGGCCUGAUGGAGGUUCAGCCUUGACAGGUGUUUGGGGAGCCACUGGUUGCAGAUGGCUUUCCCCAGCACAGGACACCCCUGGUGUCUUCCCUGUAUUGGUACUUGAGGUUGGCGUAGAAAUAUCUCCUCAUAAUUUCCUGCCCUGUUUGGAAAUUCUUAUGAAGCAAUCUUGGGGAUUAUUUUUUCAAAUUGUGGUAAAAUACAUAUUGUAUAAAACUUCAUAUUUUAGCUAUUAAUUGUACAGUUAGUGGCAUUGAGCACAUUGACAUUAUCAUGGAAACAUUACCACUACCCACUCCAGAACAAAUUUUAUCUUCCCAAACUCAAACUGCACACCGAUGAAAUAGUAAUUCCCCAUAUCCUUGCCCCCACCACCAGCCCCACGCCUGGCAACUCCUGUUCUACUUUCUGUGUCUAUGAAUUUGAUCUUGGCUUCCUGACUUACCCCUCAUCAGUGACAUCCUCACUCAGACCCAAACCUUCAGCAAACAUCCCCACCUUCCUCCCCACUCCCUGUCCCUAGACACAGCACCCUUCUUACUUCAUCCUUGGUGUCUGACAGUCUCUCUGCCCAGUCCAGCCUCACAUUUUAUGAGAUCAGAUACUAGCCAGUACUUCCAUGUUGGGUUUUCCUCUUGUCGGUCCUUUUCACCUCACCUCCAGGAUCAGGAAGCCUGGUCUCUGUCCUGCAGCUAGGCAGGAGUGGCUCCCCCAGGACUCCACCUGUCUUCUCUGUCCCAGGUCCCUCCUGUGAAGUACUCCUCCUUGGUUGCUCAGGCCUGAAGGCUGCCUUUAGGCCACAGCUAAUGCUGUGGUUUUCACUUCUCAUAGGCCCCUUUUCAAGAUUCCCUCUCUUAAAAUGUAAUCAUGGAGACCUUACUUGAAGAUCCUGGACUUCUCCAUGAGGCUCUGGAUCCUCAGAUCCAGUGAGUAUGGCAGUUCCCAGGACUUGAUUAACUUAGGAAACAUCCAUCUGUGCCCCCACCACUACCCCCCUGCCCCCGCAAAUGUGGCACAGAAUAUCCCUCUAUACCUCUAUAGGAAUUACAUUCAGUUCCUAGCAAAAUACACCCCAAAACGUGUGCCUUAACCACCAGGAUUUUUAUAUGUUUAGUGUUUGAUUCUCUGAAAAGGGCUGGUGUGGAGGCUCCAUGUUAUUGUCUGUAGCUCCCCCCUCUUUUUUGGAGUUUUCUAUCUCCUUUAUUAGAUACCAGGCUCCCUCUCUGGUAGGUUCCUUGUAUAAUAUAUUUUACUUUCCUUCAGUUGUGCCUUCAUAUUUGCUUUUGUGUUUUCACAUGGAAUUCACUGUAUACUUAAGCAUUUCAGACGUAGAGUAUCUUGUAUAUGGAAACAUAGUGAAGAAAACAGUAGAUAUACGGGAUGGUCCCAGACACCUUAGUUUUUGAUUGCUUAAUUCUGAGGUUGUGACUACAUGUUGAAAUAACUCAAAUAGAGGAUGAAGCAGCUACUACAAAUAUUCCAUGUAACAAGGGAAAGAACCCCACCCUUGGGAAUAUUAUGAUAGGAUAACGUAACAUUCUGGGUAGAAUGUCCCUGGUGCCAGUGUGUAGUGAGUUCUGUGUGUUCUCAUGCUGCACCAUGUCACCUACAGCCACAAGCAUGUCACAUGAGGAAGUGUGUGUGUGUGUGUGUGUGUGUAAUUCAAGGUCUUAGUUCUGCAAUUCUUAUGAAAUCUCUGAAACUGGUUUCUGGCAAUAGUUCCUUGAAAAGCAGACCUGAAGGUUUCUCUGUGUUGUCAUUAGAAUAAAUAGAUAAGAUGUUUUCCCCUCGUAACCAACAAAAGGACCAAGGGAUGAGGCUUCCAGCUGAUGUUCCCACUACCACCAUGUCAUCCUCCCUGAACACUUAUAACUCAGUAAGGCCAACUCUGUGCCUGCUGCUUCCUAAGCUCCACUCCCACCCAGGAAAUCUGAUCAAAGGGAGCCAGUGAACCAGGAUGAUGCCUCUAAUCUCCUUACAUCAAAACCUUAUCCUCUGAGCUGUCAGCAUGGCCUUGAUGGUAUGAACGUCUGAUCUCAUCAUUCCCUGGUUCAGAUCUUUUGUCAGUUCUCAUUGCAUAGAAUACAAUCUCUCUGUGAUUGGUUUCUGGCUACCACUCCAAAUGUAUCUUGCAAUUCUGAAAUAGACCCACAUGGACAUGUCAGUUGAUUUAGACAAAGGUGCAAAGACAAAUCAGUGGGAAAAGAGAAAUCUCUUCAGCAAAUUAUACUGGAACAAUUGAUAUCUGAAUGGUCUUUCAUUUUUACUUAAUGACAUACACCAAACGACAUUAACUGUCACUGCAUAUCAUACACAAAAAUUAACUCAAAGUGAAUCAUUGACCUAAAAGCAAACCCUGAACGUUCUAAAGGAAAAUCACUGUAGUCCUUUGGUAGAACAGAUUUAUCAUUUAGAUCACACAAGCUCAAAUCAUAAAAGAAAAACAUUUGAUUAACUAAACUUUGUCAAAAUGAAAAAACUUUUUUACUCUUAAGACAAAUAUAUAAGCUAUCAACUGGGAGAAAAUAUUGCAGCACAUUUCUCAAAGAACUUGUAUCUAGAAGAUACAAAGAACUUGUAUCAAAGCAAAUCUUACAACCAGUACAAAAAUGGACAAAAAAUUUUGAGCAGACACUUCUCAAUAGAAGAUAUGCAAUGACCAAUAAUCACAUGAAAAAUUACUAGACAUAUUAGUCACUAGAGAAAUACAAAAUAAAACCACAGUGUCACAGCACAUCUACUGGAACAGCUACAAUGAAAAAACUGAUCAUAUGAGUAGUUAGCAAGAAGACGGAGCUACUGGGGCUCACAUCCAUUCCAUUACUGAGAGGGGGUGUGAAAUAGUGCAGCCACACAGGAAAAUCACUCCACAAUUUCUCAGUUCAGCACAUACUGACCACAUGAUCCAGCCAUUCCACUUCUGGUAUUUACUCAAGUUAAUGAAAGCCUCUGUCCAUGUGGAAAUCUGUCCACAAUGUUCAUAAUAACUUUAUUUAUAAUAACUCCAGACUAAGA
Molecule: messenger RNA, 4725 nt
Organism: Nyctereutes procyonoides (raccoon dog)
Lineage: Eukaryota; Metazoa; Chordata; Mammalia; Carnivora; Canidae
Product: UDP-glucuronosyltransferase 3A2-like
Exons: 7
Coding region: 152-1717 (521 amino acids)
Molecular function (GO): UDP-glycosyltransferase activity
Source: RefSeq, a predicted model, not a curated record